ACCAAACAGCGGAACCCGGACGUUUCCAAUGUCAACACUUCCUGUUGUGUUUUUCUGCUUUUCAAACCAGGAAGAUGGAUUUGCUGUCGAACAAAUGGAUUGUUAACUUGCUAGUUUGUUUAUUUUUCAUCGGUGUCAGCUGUAAUUCGGUGGAAAAGAAGAUUUAUGUGCAUCUCAAUUACACUGUCUCAUGUGUGCGACUGCUCAAUGCAACACAUCAAAUAGGCUGCCAGUCCUCUUUGUCAGGUAAUGUGGGUGUGCUCCAUGUGCUGGAAUCAGAGGAAAACCUGGACUGGGUCCUGCACUCUGGUCCCAAUCCUCCUUAUAUGGUCAUCCUGGAGUCGCCGCUCUUCACCAGAUCCGUCAUGAUGAAGUUGAAGAACGGCUCUGGCAGGGUGGCGGGCGUUGCUGUUGUGGCGCCAAACACAAACCCGGCAGAGGGCUUCUCUCCACACACCACCUGUCCCAACGAGAACACAGGUGUUUAUUCAGAGACCUAUGAGCCGACCAUGGCCAAUUGUAAUAUGACAGUGUGGAACCCUCUGGGGAAUGGGUUGUCCUAUGAGGAGUUUGACUUCCCCAUCUUCUCUCUCAAAGACGACAAUGACACUCAGGUCAUACGGCAGUGUUACUUGGACCAUAACCGUGCUGGGAACGGCAGCACUCCUCAGUACCCACUGUGUGCUAUGCAGCUUUACUCCCACAUGUCCGCAGUCACUGACACAGCCACCUGCAUGAGGAGAAAUGCCAUCAACUUCAGCCUCAACCCAGAGAUGGUGUGCGACCCACUGGGUGACCAGAAUGUUUGGGCCUCCACCAGGCCUCUCAACAACACGGCCAAGGGUCACAAGAUGUGGGAGAGUGUGGUCAUCGCAGCAGCCAGGUUGGACAGCAGGUCUUUUUUCUUUGACAUUGCUCCAGGAGCACAGAGUGGAGUCUCAGGGUUUGUCACCCUGCUGGCUGCUGCUCACGCUCUGCGUAACGCCACCCAGGAGGCCCAACCAAACCGCACCAUCCUCUACACCUUCUUUCAGGGGGAAACCUUUGACUACAUCGGCAGUUCGAGGAUGGUAUAUGACAUGGAGAACAAACAGUUUGUAGUGGAUCUGGACAAUGUUCACUCAGUACUGGAGAUUGGACAGGUGGGACUUCGUGCUGACUCCAAACUGUGGCUUCACACUGACCCUGUGUCUAGGAGGAACGAGAGCGUCAAUAAAGAGGUGGAGGAUCUCAUUGGAAACUUGCGCUCGGCUGCCACAGGUUUAAACGUCACAGUCGAUGUCCCCGGUUUCUCUCAGCCUCUCCCACCCUCGUCCUUCCAGCGUUUCCUGCGAGCUCGACCAAUCCCUGGUGUUGUUCUAGAGGAUCACCAGUCUGCAUACACCAAUAAGUUCUACGAGAGUAUGUAUGAUAAUGCAGAAAACCUGAACGUGUCUUACCCACCAAACCUGACGCCAGAGGAACAGCUAGAGUAUAUCACUGACACUGCCAGGGCUGUGACUGAGGUGGCCACCAUGGUUGCUCGCGCUCUGUACAGGCAGGCUGGAGGAGAAGAAAGCCAGCUGAGCAGCAUUAAAGCAGACCCUCAGAUAGUGACCAAGAUGCUUUACAGUUUCCUUGUUCGGUCAAAUAACUCCUGGUUCCAGCAACUAGUCCCUUCAGACUUCACGAGUUAUCUGGCUAACAGGCCCCCAAACUUCUAUGUUGGUGUGGUCCAGCAGUCCAGCGAACCGACUCUUCUGGUCCAGUAUCUGCUGGCUAACCUGACAGGCAGCACCAUCAACAUCACCCAGGACAACUGCAAGAACCAGAGAGAGGACGAGUCUGACAAAGUCAGCAAACAUAUGUACAACUACAUGUGGGUUCAGGGUGCGGCACCUCCCAACAGCACAGAGAGGGAGGGUUACUGUGUCCGCUCCACUGCUCGUCUCUCUAAAGCGCUGUCCCCGGCAUUCGACCUGGAGCAGUACACCUCCAAAAACUUCUCAACAUGGACGGAGUCCAGGUGGAAGUUCAUCAAAGGACGGAUAUUCCUGGUGGCCAGUCAUGAACUGGAGAUGUUGACGCUGGGCGUGGGUGUCGGCGUGUUGCUAUCAUCCCUCCUGGUGACGUAUAUCAUCAGCUCGAAGGCCGACAUACUCUUCAGCUCGGGGAGGGAACCCACCAACGCCACCUACUGAUCCACGCACAGGCGACGCAGGCCCACGACCACUACUACUACUACUACUACUACUACUUCUUCUUCUACUUCUACUUCUAUCCCAACCAGACAUGGACAGGACCUUUUCUUUAAAACACACCACGAGUAGGUACACAGACAGGUUAGACACAGCAGCGGGGUUAGGGGUGGGGGUUUAUUUGACGACGACAACGACGACUCAGUGUUUAUGGACUCACUCAGGUGAGGCGUGACAUGAGGACUGGACCGGACUGGAUUGGCCUGGAUGGAUCUGGACUCAUCAGGGUCAGAAAACACUGGUCAGGCACCAGAGGGCCCUGCCAGUGGAAAAGAUGUUUAUAUUUCUUUUAUUUUAGUUUUUUCCCCUUUUUAUUGUCAAAGAAUGUUUUGUUUACUGUGUCAUGGGAUAGGCACUAAACAUUGAGCAUUAUUUUGAGUGUGUGUGUGACUGUGAAUAUGUAAAUGUGACCGAGUGUGUCAGCAAGUGACUGUGUGAUUCAGUGUGUACGCACAAUUAUGUGUGAGAGUGAGUGUGUGUGUGAGUGUAAGCUUUAUAUGAGGAUUGCGAUGGUGCAAUACUGUAGCUGUCUUCUCUGUCAUGUAGUUAACUUAUCACUCAGUUCUAAUGAUAAGAAACCACUUUAUAAGUCAGUGAACAAGUAGUCAAAUUUAAAUUUGAGGUUUUGCAAAAUCUGGAAAUGUGUGGUGAGAUAUUUUGAUCAGUUUUAGGUCCUGAGGAGUUGACAAAAAUUGUGAGAAUUUUAGGAAAAUUAUCAAAAAUAUUUAUAUGAUUCAGUCCCAGUACACGUAUAACUACACUUGUAUGUAGUUGCAGACCCACUGCAAUUUCACAUAUUGUGAUUUUUGUGUGGAGAUGAAGAAUUUCCAAAAUAUUCAAGAGUCUGGAGCAACUGACAAACACUUGACUGCAUAUCAAUCAGCUGCAAAAAUCUUCAAAUCUAGUCAGAAAAAAUCUUCAUGUUUUGACACUGAAAAUGUGCUGGUACUCUGGCUGUGCACUCUUUUUGGUUGGUACCUUUUUCACAAGGUUUCUUUUAAUUAUAACUUCUGACAAAAUUGUGACAACACACAAAGAGGUUUUUAUUUUGUUUUUGGGUGUUCAUUUAAUGGCUGGAAUCAAUGACCAAUUGUGAUGAUGCCUUGAUGAAGAAAUAAACAUUGCUUCUUUUCCAGUUUUUUUUUUUUUUUUUUUUUAGUGGUUGGACUUCAACAGAAGACAAGGAGAUGAAAUCUGACAGAUGUUUUGGCUAAAAGAGCUCCCUGUCAUGAAUGAGCGCUUAUGAGCUAGGAUACCAGCACGCCAUGAACACAAAAAAUGAGGAUGAUACGACUUCAACUUACUUUUUUUCUUGUGCUGACAAAUUUUGGCAAACCAGCCUUCACCAGAGCACCACAAGAGUGAUAUCAUCCUCCAGGCAACCGUCCAGGAGGUGUGUAGAGGAGGUGUUACAACAGUGCUAAGUUACUUAGUUAAGGCUCAGCCCAUUAAGAAUAGAAUAAAGAUCAAUCCUUCUAGGCUUUUAAAUUAUUUGAUAUAAAAUCACAGUGCGGAGUAAACCAUCAAGUUUCUAGUUGCCAAAGUUUGUUUUUUUAUGACCCAAAUGCUUCUUGGCACUGAUUUUUCUACUUGAUACUUUGCUUGAGUUUGUCUUGUGAUUAUAAGAGAGGGAAGGUCAUGAUUUAACCAGCUUUUAACCUACAGGGGACACUCGCAAGGACCGAAAGGAGCAGAAAAUAAAACAUUUAUCCAAUACAAAUCUAUGUUUGCAAAGAAUGUGACUCUGAGUGAGAAUAAAAAAAGAGUAAACGUGAAGUGGGAAUGAAAUAAAACACCAAUAAAAUCUAUUUACAGAUAA
This is a messenger RNA of Lates calcarifer (barramundi perch), 4056 nucleotides long. It is a transcript of the gene ncstn, whose product is annotated as nicastrin. NCBI's taxonomy places the organism in Eukaryota, Metazoa, Chordata, Actinopteri, Centropomidae. Bases 75 to 2180 code for a protein of 701 amino acids. The transcript is spliced from 17 exons. The record is from RefSeq and is a predicted model, not a curated record. Gene Ontology annotation, cellular component: membrane. Gene Ontology annotation, biological process: Notch receptor processing; protein processing.